Molecule: messenger RNA, 2614 nt
Organism: Marchantia polymorpha subsp. ruderalis
Lineage: Eukaryota; Viridiplantae; Streptophyta; Marchantiopsida; Marchantiales; Marchantiaceae
Source: the annotation of a GenBank genome assembly
GAGUGCGGCGCAGGUGGCGUGCGGACGGAGACGCGCCCGAGAGCAGCGCCUGCCUUCGGUCUUCGGUCGUUUGCGCCGAGGAGAUUAAUAAUCAAGAUCGCCGAGUCCGUCUCUGUCUCGCUCGCUCGAUGUUUUGAGGAGGAAAGCAGUGGCAGCAGAAGCAGAAAUCGAAGGUCCGCACGGAAGGGAGGGAGCAAAGAAAGAGGAAGGAAAUUGAUCGGCAGCCGAGCGAGGAAGUAGUAGCGCCGGGGAGCGAAAAUGCAGCGGAGUGCCGGAAGAGUGGCCAAGCGCGUCUUGGCGCAGGCAGCGGGGGCCACACAGGUCGCCGCCCCAGCUCCGGGCUCGACGUCCCCGAAUCAUCCCGGUGCUGCCGCUGGCCUCGUCCGUCAAUUGUCCGCGCUGCCUUGGAGUCCUCCCGUCUCGAUCGACUCGAUCAAUCCGAAGGUUAUAAAGACUGAAUAUGCUGUUCGGGGGGAGAUCGUAUCUCGUGCUCAGCUCUUGCAACAAGAACUAUCUUCGAAAGCAUCCUCCCUGCCAUUUUCAGAGAUCGUUUCUCUGAAUAUUGGCAAUCCUCAAUCACUCGGUCAGCAACCAGUAACAUUUUUCCGCGAGGUUCUUGCUUUAUGUGACUAUCCUGCUCUACUUGAAAAAGAUGAGAGUCAUGCACUUUUCAGUUCGGAUGCAAUUGCAAGGGCAUACAGGAUUGUCGAAAGUAUUCCUGGGAGAGCCACUGGAGCAUAUAGUCACAGUCAGGGAAUCAAAGCUAUUCGGGAAGAAAUCGCUGCAGGAAUUGCAGCUCGAGACGGGUUUCCGGCGAAUGCGGAUGAUAUAUUCCUAACGGACGGAGCGAGUCCAGGAGUACAUAUGAUGAUGCAGAUGCUGAUUUCCUCGGAGCAAGAUGGUAUAUUGUGCCCGAUACCACAAUACCCUUUGUACUCAGCGUCAAUCGCGCUGCAUGGUGGCACUUUGGUCCCGUACUACUUGAAUGAGAGCUCAGGUUGGGGUCUUGAGAUUUCCGAAUUGAAGCAACAGUUAGAUGCGGCUCGGGCCUCGGGAACAAGAGUGCGUGCUCUUGUUGUAAUCAACCCCGGAAAUCCAACGGGCCAGGUGUUGACAGAACAAAAUCAGCGAGAAGUGGUACAAUUUUGCAGGGAUGAAGGCCUUCUGCUACUUGCAGAUGAGGUAUAUCAAGAAAACAUCUAUGAGGAGACCAAAACAUUCCACUCAUUUAAGAAAGUUGCCAGGAGCAUGGGUUUUUUUGACAAAGAUCUGAGUCUUGUUUCUUACCACUCAGUUUCUAAAGGCUAUUAUGGGGAGUGUGGAAAGAGAGGAGGUUACAUGGAAGUAACAGGCUUGGAUGCCGAGGUGAGAGAUCAGCUGUACAAGGUUGCCUCCGUGAACCUUUGCUCAAAUAUCACCGGCCAGAUUUUGAUGAGCUUGGUUAUGAAUCCUCCCAAGCCAGGAGAUGAAUCUUAUGACAACUUUACGAAAGAACGUGACGGUAUUCUUUCCUCACUAGCCAGAAGAGCUCAGCUUAUGACGGAUGCGAUGAAUAAGCUAGAGGGCGUGACGUGCAACAAGGCAGAAGGUGCAAUGUAUGUUUUCCCGCGCUUGAAUUUGCCAGAGCGUGCGAUGAAGGCAGCGGCUGCAGUCCAAAUGCUUCCUGAUGUAUUUUACGCUCGACGCUUACUAGACGCCACAGGAAUUGUUGUUGUCCCAGGUUCAGGAUUUGGCCAGGUGCCUGGAACUCAUCAUUUUAGGUGCACUAUCUUGCCGCAAGAAGGAAAGUUACCCGAUGUUAUUGCCAAGUUCACUCAAUUCCACGAGAGAUUUAUGGAAGAAUUCCGGGACUGAUGUGCUAGGACAAACGUUUUCGGAACUCAGCAUUCCGAUACUUAUCCCCGGUAAACGGGUUCAAAACUUGCGGAGAGAAGUAAGUUUUCUAGCUGCGGGUUUUCUUGGCUGUUCGUGAACUUCACUGGCUGUGUGGAUUGUAUAUACUGUGCACCCUUGGCUCUUUUUAUCAGGUGAUGUGCUGAUAAAAAGUGCAUAUGUCAUAAGUGGACUCCUGGUCUAAGAUACAAUAUCCACAAGCACUCACCUCUCAUGGGAAUCCUUACAACUGUUGCUAGUUUUAGGUCUUAUCUCAUGAUAUGUCAACCUCGCCAUACUUCGCCUGUGAAGGAAACUUUGCAACGGUGUCACACCAAGUCCCUCGGAUGAACUCCCCACCCGGUACCGCCUGAUAGUUCAAACUGUUGUGUCCACAUAUGACAAUAGUGGCUCAGUACAUGAGCAGCUUUCUUUUUCGAGGUUGCAACGAGGAUGCAACCUCGGGCCAAAACCAGUUGUGGUCUGUGCUUCCGUUUGUCGCGUUUAAUUUCGAUUUCAAAUCUGUUAAAGGGCAAAUACUAUUCUGGAACAAUGUAAUCUAUUGAAGGAAGUGAGGAACUUAACACCCAAAGAACUGAAAGAUUUUGAGUCAAGGAACUGAAAAACAGUCGCUAAGUGUAUUGAGUUGUCUGAUGUGGAUUUGACAUGGUUCGAAGAUGCUCCAGUUUCGCGUAUAUGAAUGAAAGAAAUCCACCGUGGAAGGUGCUAAAGCUUUCACUGU